Messenger RNA from Staurois parvus, 813 nucleotides. Lineage: Eukaryota; Metazoa; Chordata; Amphibia; Anura; Ranidae. The record is from the annotation of a GenBank genome assembly.
GCAACAUACUGGGUUUUCAGUACUGGGGAUGCUGUGAAGAGUUCUCCUGCCGUUGAUCCCGUGUGUGGUCUUAUAUAUAUUGGAUCACAUGACCAGCAUUUAUAUGCUUUAGACAUUGAAGGAAAACAGUGUGUCUGGAAGUCUCAUUGUCUGGCAUCUGCUGUGUUUUCUUCUCCUUGUAUAAACCUGGAGCCAAAUCAUUUGUAUGUUGCCACCUUGGGAGGUCUGGUGCUGGCCAUCAAUCCGCGCACAGGAAAGCAUCUGUGGAAGAAUGACAUCGGCAAACCUGUGUUUUCUUCACUGCAGUGCAGCGACAAGCAUGUGUUCUUUGGAUGUGUGGAUGCAAUGUUUUAUUGUCUCAGUCACUGGGGAGAAAAGUUAUGGCAGUUUUCCACGGAGGGGCCCAUUUUUUCUUCACCGUGUGUCUCUACUGUAUCGAAGCAUGUCAUGUUUGGCUCACAUGAUGGCUUCAUUUAUUGCUGCAGCACUGAUGGGGAAUUACUCUGGAAAUAUAAAGCCAAUUCACGAGUAUACGCUACACCAUUUGUGUUUCCCAACCCACACACUGAGAACACAGAGCUACUGACAGCUGCCUCUACAGAUGGAAGCUUGUGGAUACUGGAUGCACACUCUGGACUUCUGAUCAGUCAGUGUACACUAGAGGGGGAGAUAUUCUCUUCUCCGGUGGUGUGCCUGAACCAGCUGGUCGUAGGCUGCAGAGACAACUAUGUGUAUUGCUUUGAUCUGAGCUGUACUUUGAAACAAAAUGGAGAUCUAGAAUCAUUAGCCACAACUGCUAGCAGUGUUACUUAA